This is a messenger RNA of Aspergillus aculeatinus CBS 121060, 2480 nucleotides long. RefSeq lists its product as uncharacterized. Lineage: Eukaryota; Fungi; Ascomycota; Eurotiomycetes; Eurotiales; Aspergillaceae. Gene Ontology annotation, molecular function: protein binding. The coding region runs from base 148 to 2403 and encodes 751 amino acids. Gene Ontology annotation, biological process: protein deubiquitination. Gene Ontology annotation, cellular component: cytosol; nucleus. The transcript has 8 exons. The record is from RefSeq and is a predicted model, not a curated record.
CACAAACAAGCCUUACACCUCUUCCGACCGGCUCAAGCUAGGCCUCAAUCCUGAUCCAUUGCCUUUGGGGCAUUAAACUUCAACUUACCUAGCAGUCUUACACCUGGAUUUACACCGUCGUCAGCAGGCAGGGAGCCCGACCCCGGCAUGGCGGCCGAACCGAGAGAGGAGGAGAUCGCGAACUUCGUGAACUUUACCAGCUCGUCGCGCGAACAAGCUAUAAGCUUCUUGAAAGCUAAUAACUUCAACUCAAAUCAAGCGAUCAACGCCUAUUUCGAAGACCCGACCGGCCCUCUGACGCAGGCAAAUCAGUAUCAAAAUGAGCCCGAUAUGUCUGCCUUCCAGAUCGAGCAUGUCGACUCACCGUAUAGCCCUUCUGCUGGGCCUCCAUCCCGUCCUCCUCCAUCCCGACCACCCUCUACUUUAAACCUCAGAUCAUCCACUGAUCCUGCCUCAACACAGAACAACACCGCCGACAAUGGCAAAGGUUUAACUCUGGCCGAGCAGGAAGAACGUGAGCUCCAACAAGCAGUCGCCAUGUCUUUGAGUCAGAACCUCGGGCAGCAGGAGACAGGUGUCACAAGGACAGGAAAUACAAGCUUCAGCCGAGCGACCCGUGAUCAUUACGACGAAGGCGCAUGGGCAAUGACGCUAUUCAACUCCAGCGCUCACGAGAUUAUCAUCAGUCCUGACCCCACUGAUCGUAAAAGACGAGAAGAUGAACCGGCGUUCAUUCGCCCGUCUCAGGAGAGCACGCACCUGGGUGGAUUGGUGACGAUACUUCACUCGAUUCCCCUCGCAAGGGAGGCCAUUCUGCUGCGCAAUCGCGCUCUCCCCAACUACGGCCACGAUUCUCAAUGGUGGAAUGGACAGCCAAUCAAUCUUCCCAAAAUAGUGACUAUGUCCGAAGCCCAUGAAGGUGAUACUGAUUGGGACGAUAUUAUCUACGAGGCUCAGAGGCUCGUGGCAUUCUUGGAUACUACAACGCGUGCUUUUGGCAGUCCUGAUGCUCUGGCAAGUCUACAAUGUAUUUCCCAGCACGACCGCGAUAGUGCUGUUUCUAGGUUUUUGGAAGCAUGGCAAGAAGCGGCGGUCCGCGCGGACCCAGGGAACCAGCUGGGGACAAUAUUCUCCACAACUGGCUACAAUGGGCCAGCAGAAGACAUGAUGGAACAGAAGGAGUUUCACUUACUUGAACCCUUGGUUGAGCACGAUCCUGGUCAAACACUCUACGAUGUUCUUGAUCGUGCUUUUUGGUGCGACAGACCAGACCAGCCGCUCGAAGAAGUUUGGCUUGAAACUCUUGCCCAAGUACUUGUCAUGAAGCUGGAAAGCUCACAGAAGCCCAUUGAUGUGAUCGUCCCCCCCGUAUUUUAUGCCGACCGGUACAUGGCGAACAGCAGAGAUGUCGCCCGCGAGUUCCGUACACGGCGACUUCAAGCUUACGAGAAGAUUGACAAGUUAGGCAAGGCCAUCAAGCGCUGCUCACAGUCCAACUUAACAGCCCAGACAGGAAUGACCUCCAGGGAUGUUCUCGAGAAGGCUGCCUCUGUCAUAACUUCCAAGUUUGCUGAUUCAGCACCAAGUGACAUGGACAUCGAAAACGUAGCAAAAGAAUUGAGGGCGGUUUCGGCCAGGAUAGAGAAGCAGCUUAGAGGCUUGGAGGACAAAAAGCAAAGAAUCAAAGACAGUCUGCGAGACUAUUCCAGAUUCCUUACGGAUGCUACACCUGAUGCCGAGCCACAUCAUAGAUACACUCUGCGAGGUGUUUGCACUGAGCCUCAUGUGACCUACGUCCUCAAACGUCGUGACCAGCGCGUGCCACAAAAUAAUGAGCCCCCAACGACGGAAGAGUAUCAGUGGUGGCGCUUCAGUUUCUCAACGGAAGAUGCAGCCAUUCGCAAAGCCGAGUCGCAGGGCCGAGUUAAAUGUGACUCUGACCAAACGGACAUCAUCGGCUACACUGCGCGCAGGGUUGAUGAGGCCGAGGUGCUUCGCGCAGCCCGCGAAGAGUCAAGCCAGGUUCUGCUUGUCUAUGCCAACACCAAUGCAAUUAGAAUGCAGGAAGAAACCGCUCCUGUUCAGCUGCAGAAAUUUGUAGCGAGGGACAACGAAACAUUCGAGUCAGAGCUCCAGGACGCGGAGGUGGCACACAAUCCACCGGACACGCAACAUCAGUCAUCUGGUACUCUUCCAUCACCGAACCCAGAGCAGCAGCAAUCCAUGCAGAAUGUGAACGUCUUUGACUAUCAGGUACCCUCUUUCAGCGAGACACAGGGGCAGGGCCAAGAGAUGCAAGAGGUAAAUGGGCGACCUUUGCUUAGCCGUAGCAGCACAGCUGGUCCUGUGCAACCUACCUUAGAUGCCGAUAUGUGGGACGCGGUUGACGACAAAGCGACGUGAAAAUGAAGAACCACAACCUUGUACUUAUGGAUAUACAUAUGGCAUGCCAUGCUUCGAACGACUGAAGUGUGUUAAAG